Molecule: messenger RNA, 524 nt
Organism: Gilbertella persicaria
Lineage: Eukaryota; Fungi; Mucoromycota; Mucoromycetes; Mucorales; Choanephoraceae
Exons: 1
Biological process (GO): regulation of transcription by RNA polymerase II
Molecular function (GO): RNA polymerase II cis-regulatory region sequence-specific DNA binding; DNA-binding transcription factor activity, RNA polymerase II-specific
Source: RefSeq, a predicted model, not a curated record
UUUUUUUUUUUUUCUUUUUUUAUUUUAUUUUUUUCUUUUUAUGACAACAAUGCAUUCAAGAAAAAAAAGUCAAACAAGUUAUUUCAAUGUACAGGCUAUGGUGACUGUAAUAUGGUCUUUACUCGAAGUGAACAUCUUGCACGUCAUGCAAGGAAACAUACAGGUGAAAAACCCUUUGUGUGUAUUAUUCCUGGCUGUGGAAAAGCAUUCAGUCGAUUCGAUAAUAUGAUGCAACACACACAAACACAUAAAUCACAUUCAAAAAACAAGUCGAAAAGAAACAAGAAACUAUGUGAAUCCAGUAGUUCAGAAGAUGAAGACGAAUUCGAAUUUGAAUCCAGAAGGAGAAGAUUAUCUGUGGCUGAUCUCUGUAAUCCAUCAGAAGAAACUGUAUAUUUAACAAAAGAUGAAUUUGAAGCCAUAGAAGCACUUGGCAGGUUUCAAAAUAGCUUUCAUGUCUUUUCAAAUCCUUUUGUUCAUCACCUGUAAAUAAAAAUAAACAAAAGGGCGUUUUUUUGUGUAAA